Messenger RNA from Carlito syrichta (Philippine tarsier), 783 nucleotides. It is a transcript of the gene RAN, whose product is annotated as RAN, member RAS oncogene family. Gene Ontology annotation, molecular function: GTPase activity; GTP binding. The transcript is spliced from 3 exons. The coding region runs from base 41 to 427 and encodes 128 amino acids. The record is from RefSeq and is a predicted model, not a curated record. NCBI's taxonomy places the organism in Eukaryota, Metazoa, Chordata, Mammalia, Primates, Tarsiidae. Gene Ontology annotation, biological process: ribosomal subunit export from nucleus; protein import into nucleus. Gene Ontology annotation, cellular component: nucleus; cytoplasm.
AUUAGCACGCAUUUUUCUUCCAGCCCAGUGUGCCAUUAUAAUGUUUGAUGUGACAUCAAGAGUCACUUACAAGAAUGUGCCCAACUGGCAUAGAGAUCUGGUACGAGUAUGUGAGAACAUCCCCAUUGUGUUGUGUGGCAAUAAAGUGGACAUCAAGGACAGGAAAGUGAAGGCAAAGUCUAUUGUCUUCCACCGAAAGAAGAACCUUCAGUACUAUGACAUUUCUGCCAAAAGUAACUACAACUUUGAAAAGCCCUUCCUGUGGCUCGCCAGGAAGCUCAUUGGAGACCCCAACUUGGAGUUUGUGGCCAUGCCUGCACUUGCUCCCCCAGAGGUCGUCAUGGACCCUGCAUUGGCGGCCCAGUAUGAGCACGAUUUAGAGGUCGCUCAGACAACUGCUCUUCCGGAUGAGGAUGAUGACCUGUGAGAGCGAAGCUGGAGCCCAGCGUCAGAAGUCUAGUUUUAUAGGCAGCUGUCCUGUGAUGUCGGCGGUGCAGCGUGUGUGCCACUUGAUUACCUAGCUAAGCGGAACAUGUGCUUCAUCUGUGGGAUGCUGAAGGAGAUGAAUGGGCUUCGGAGUGAAUGUGGCAGUUUAAAAAAAAUACCUUCCUUGUUUGGACCUGCAUAUUUAGCUGUUUGGGAACGCAGUUGAUUCCUUCUUGAGUUUCAAAUAUAAGACUGCUACAGUCACAUCACAAUAUUCCGUGGUGGAGUCUUGUUUGUUACUGUCAUUCCCAUUCCUUUCGUUUAGAAUCAGAAUAAAGUUGUAUUUCAAAUAUCUCA